AUGGAAGAAGUCGCGAGGUUCAUCAAGGCAUGGAUUAUAGCCAUAAUAUGCCUAUGCUAUUGUUACUACACAACAGCCAAAAUUCCCAAAGGCAUUCUCAGGCUUCUCUCACUCCUCCCUGUCGUCUACAUCUUCAUCAUCCUCCCCUUCAAUCUCACCUCCGUCCAUCUCUGCUCAGCCACUACAUUCCCUCUAGUUUGGCUUGCCAACUUCAAGCUCCUCCUCUUCUCCUUGGACCAUGGCCCCUUAUCUCCACCCCCACCAAAACUUCUCCAGUUCAUCCUUCUAGCUUGUCUUCCCAUUCAACUCAAGACCAAAAAUAACAGCAACCCAUCUCCACAAAUAAGCUUAUUUACAAGCUACUAUUACAUACAUCUGAUGCACCCCUACGUCGUUUUCGCUUUAUAUUGCGCCCACACUUACCUUGAAUUAGAAUUUGUGCUAGCCAUAUUUGGAGUUCUGGCUCGUGCGCUUUUUGGGUUCGAGCUUGACCGGCAAUUCGACGAGCCUUACCUUUCUUCCUCACUUCAAGACUUUUGGAGCCGUAGGUGGAAUCUCGCGGUGACAAGUAUUUUACGCUCAACUGUAUAUUUUCCUACACGAUAUUUCUUUAAGCGUAUAAUUGGUUCAACAGGAGCCACGUUGGUAGCUGUCAUGGCAUCAUUCUUAGUAUCGGGUUUAAUGCACGAGAUCUUGAUUUGUUAUGUGACACAUGUAAGUCCUACAUGGGAGGUAACGGGUUUCUUUGUCUUGCAUGGAUUCUGCUUGGCAAUCGAGGUGGCGGUGAAGAAGGUGGUGAGGGAUAGAUGGAGGAUGCCGGUGAUUGUUUCAAUGCCAUUUACAAUGGGUUUCAUUGCUACUACGAGCUUUUGGUUAUUUUUUCCUCAGAUAUUAAAAAAUGGAAUAGAUGACAAGAUUAUAAGAGAACUCUUAAAUAUUGUAGACUUCAUUAAAGGCACAAAUUAA
Messenger RNA from Manihot esculenta (cassava), 966 nucleotides. Its product is annotated as probable long-chain-alcohol O-fatty-acyltransferase 1. Gene Ontology annotation, biological process: lipid metabolic process. The coding region runs from base 1 to 966 and encodes 321 amino acids. NCBI's taxonomy places the organism in Eukaryota, Viridiplantae, Streptophyta, Magnoliopsida, Malpighiales, Euphorbiaceae. The transcript is spliced from 2 exons. The record is from RefSeq and is a predicted model, not a curated record.